UUCUCCUGUUCGACGAGGACAUCUUGUCAAUGUUGUUAGCAGCUGCACAUGGCAUCUGACCCCGCUCAUGUGCACCUCCCUCGACAUGCUACUGAUUCGCUCAGCUCAUCGACUGCUGCUCUCUGACAAGAAAUGCCAAUGAAACAGAUGAGUAAAUUUGUUUCUUUCCCAGUCUAAAUCAUGCACAGAUCAAUAGAAUUAAUCUCUUGUUUGCCUCCUAUCUAUCUUUUACGCAGGUGAGAUUAUCCGAUUGUGGUCCUCGUUUGAUCAGAUGCAGCAUCUGCUUUGCACAUUUCUGAGACGAGAUCGAGGAGCAGCUUUACAGCCAUGCAGACCUCAGCCUGAGGCAUCGCAGUGUGGCCAAUCAUGCAGACCUCACCACCAUGUGACAUGGAUUCCAUCAUCCCUUCCCUGACCACCUCUCCCCAUUAUAUCGACCUGCCUUGCCCACUCACACUCUUCGUGUAAGAGAGAGGAUGGUCCUCAAGUUGGCUCCUCUGCUUGCGGUCGUCUUCCUGCUAACCAGCCAUGGAUCGGCGGCGAGGUGCAGAGACGACAAGCCGAGGGUGCAGCAGACGCAGGUGGGCUUCGGCGAGCCGCCGAGGUUCGUGGUGGUGGUGCAGAACAGCUGCCCGAUGUGCCCCGCCGUUGACGUGCACAUCAACUGCGGCGGCUUCCCUCAGUCGCUUGCGGACCCGAAGGUGCUGAUGGUGAUCGGCUACGACGACUGCGUCGUCAACGGAGGACUGCCUCUGGCGCCGCUCCAGAAGCUCUCCUUCAACUACACCCACGAGAGGUUUGGCAUGUCGCCCAAGUCUUGGUUCUUGCAGUGCGAGUGACAGCACGCUUGACCGGCCAUUACUUGUUUCGACACUGAGCCCGAUUGAUUCGGAGGCGUACAUGACUGCUGCAUGCAUGCGAUGCGAUGCGAUGAAAAAGAGCGAGCGAAGGAAGAGAGAGUAAGAGGAGUCAUUUUUCUAGAUUUUGAUGAAGAGAAUCAAGUAAUGUAUGGAGCGGAGGAAAUGGAAAUGAUGAUGGAUCCAAUGGUUGG
Messenger RNA from Musa acuminata subsp. malaccensis (wild Malaysian banana), 1051 nucleotides. Lineage: Eukaryota; Viridiplantae; Streptophyta; Magnoliopsida; Zingiberales; Musaceae. The record is from RefSeq and is a predicted model, not a curated record.